AUGGAAGAUUAUGAAAUAGGGGAAGGUCUCUCCGAUGAUGAAAAUCUAAGUGCAAUGAUGAUGGUAACUAAGAAUGACCCUACAACGUUUGAAGAAGCAGUAAAAUGCAAAAAUUGGAGGUUAGCAAUGUCAUCGGAAAUUGAAUCCAUUGAGAGGAACCAAACUUGGGAACUUAUUGUGAUUCCAAAAGAAACCAAACCUAUUGGAGUUAAGUGUGUAUUUAAAACAAAGCUAAAUGAGGAUGGUACUGUGGAGAAGUUCAAAGCUAGACUGGUAGCAAAAGGGUAUGCACAACGCCAUGGUAUUGAUUAUACUGAGGUAUUUGCUCCUGUGAUAAGACUUGACACUAUCCGUGUAAUUCUUGCAAUAGUUGCACAAUUUAGUUAA
Lathyrus oleraceus (garden pea) is the source of this 387-nucleotide messenger RNA. RefSeq lists its product as uncharacterized. NCBI's taxonomy places the organism in Eukaryota, Viridiplantae, Streptophyta, Magnoliopsida, Fabales, Fabaceae. The transcript has a single exon. The coding region runs from base 1 to 387 and encodes 128 amino acids. The record is from RefSeq and is a predicted model, not a curated record.